Molecule: messenger RNA, 428 nt
Organism: Ochotona curzoniae (black-lipped pika)
Lineage: Eukaryota; Metazoa; Chordata; Mammalia; Lagomorpha; Ochotonidae
Gene: ROMO1
Product: reactive oxygen species modulator 1
Exons: 3
Coding region: 105-344 (79 amino acids)
Biological process (GO): protein insertion into mitochondrial inner membrane; protein import into mitochondrial matrix
Cellular component (GO): TIM23 mitochondrial import inner membrane translocase complex
Source: RefSeq, a predicted model, not a curated record
GAAGUGCUGCUGCGCGACCCGGAAGUGAUUCCUGGGGCCACGGGCGCGCUCCGCCUCGCUCUCCCUGGAAGACGUAUUGCAGAGCUUCCGAGGCCGUGAGCGAGAUGCCGGUAGCCGUGGGUCCCUACGGACAGUCCCAGCCCAGCUGCUUCGACCGCGUCAAAAUGGGCUUUGUGAUGGGCUGCGCCGUGGGCAUGGCGGCCGGGGCGCUCUUCGGCACCUUUUCCUGCCUAAGGAUCGGAAUGCGGGGUCGUGAGCUGAUGGGUGGCAUCGGGAAGACCAUGAUGCAGAGCGGUGGCACCUUCGGGACCUUCAUGGCCAUUGGCAUGGGGAUCCGCUGCUGAGCCUGGCAGUGGCUCUGCAGUACAUAGAUGCCUCCCAUCACCCCAAGCAUUGUGUAUAAUAAAGUCAUCUUUGAGUAGCCUGUA